Molecule: messenger RNA, 978 nt
Organism: Kwoniella shivajii
Lineage: Eukaryota; Fungi; Basidiomycota; Tremellomycetes; Tremellales; Cryptococcaceae
Exons: 3
Coding region: 1-978 (325 amino acids)
Source: RefSeq, a predicted model, not a curated record
AUGCCUCAUAAACGUGCGAAGAGAUCUGUUAGAGUAGCAGAAACAGCUAAGAAAGGCUCCAAUCUUGAUCCCAAGCCGAAUUCGGGGAAUCCAGCUUAUGACGAUACGCCCAAAUCAGCCUCACGUAUAAUAUCAGGAUGGAAAUUCCAAUCGUCAUUCCGUGAAACGGGACGAACGAACUCGGAAGAUAAAGGUGGAAAUAAACCAUCUCAGUCAUCAUCAACUUCCAAUAAACCAUCUGAAACAAAGAAGGGUUCUGCAUCGAGAUCCAAAUUGACGAAUGGAUCAGAUCCAACAUCGACAUCGAUAUCGACACCAAUACCGACAGCUAAUAACCAAGUUGGAGGAGAUAACAAGAAGAAAUUACCAUCGAUUUUACCACAUGAAUCACUCGGUGAAUACAAUAGACGGAUAGAAGAUUUGUUGAGACCAGGAGUAAGCAAAGCUAUAAAAGAAGCUGCAUCUGUAAAAGCAUUGGAAGAGUCAAACGCUAGAAAAGAAAAGAAAGAUAGAAAGAAAAGAGUCAGAAUUGAAAAGCUGGUCAAAGAUGGUAAAUUACCCAAAGAAGCUUUGGAGAAAUUAAUCCUUGAAUUAAAAGAGAAGAAGGAUGGUAAGAGGAAAAGAAAUGAUAAUGACGAUGGUGAUGACCAAGGUGAUAACCCUGAAGAUGGAGAUGGAGAUAAUAUACAAAAACAGAGACCAGCCAAAGAAUUUAAACAAGUUGAAAGACCAAGAAGAUUGAAUGAUAUCGUACAAGCCCCACCUCAAUUACAACAUCUACGCAGAUCGAAUACUGAGAAGAAAUCAACGUCCGCUAAGGACGCUUGUUCAGCGGUCGGGAAGGGAAGUGGUAAAGUACCAUUAAAUGCUGGACAGAAGAGGAUAUUGGAGGAAGAAAGAGAAAAGGUUAUUCAAAUGUACAGAGAUAUCAAAGCUAAAAAGGAGGAAGAACGGUUGAAGGAGGUGAAGAAGGUUUGA